AUGUAUCGCUCUUUAGUAUUAUUGGGAUGUCUGCUUGCUUUAGGUCAAGCCACCGAAGUAAAACAAUGUGGCGACAACAAACCCUUUCCCUUAGAUGUGCGUGUCAAAGGCUGUGAUAUACCACCGUGUGAUAUUGUUAAGGGAACAAGUGUGGAAUUUGAAAUUGAUUUAGUAGCCUAUAAAUUCAUUACCAGCGCCACCACCUUGGUAAAGGCCAAAACUUUGGGUAUAACAGUGCCCUAUGAAUUACCAGAGGAUGUACGCGAUGUCUGCUCCAAUCUUAUGUAUGAGGCCUAUUGUCCGCUCUAUGACACGGAAGAUGUCACCUACUUAUUCUUAUUUCCCAUUGCCAGCAAUUAUCCAGAAAUCAGUGUGAAUGUUGAAAUUUAUAUAGUGGAUCAAGAUGAAGAUAUGGUGACUUGUUUUAAAUGUGAUAUUAAAGUGAAAAAAGGUUCUACGCCAAAUACAAAAGCUAUUUAUGAGUUGAAUUGGUUAAAUAACUCUUCCAUAAGCUAAGGA
Messenger RNA from Calliphora vicina (urban bluebottle blowfly), 519 nucleotides. It is a transcript of the gene Npc2d, whose product is annotated as Niemann-Pick type C-2d. NCBI's taxonomy places the organism in Eukaryota, Metazoa, Arthropoda, Insecta, Diptera, Calliphoridae. Gene Ontology annotation, biological process: intracellular cholesterol transport. The transcript is spliced from 3 exons. Bases 1 to 516 code for a protein of 171 amino acids. The record is from RefSeq and is a predicted model, not a curated record. Gene Ontology annotation, molecular function: sterol binding.